Rotaria sordida is the source of this 627-nucleotide messenger RNA. The record is from the annotation of a GenBank genome assembly. NCBI's taxonomy places the organism in Eukaryota, Metazoa, Rotifera, Eurotatoria, Philodinida, Philodinidae.
AUGUCAUUAUCAACGCGAAGUUAUUCAAAAGAAUCUCGCUCAUCAUCAAAUUAUUCUCGUUCAUCUUCAUAUCAUACAAGUGGUAAUAAUAGUUAUAAUUCUUUAUAUCGUUAUCGUAAUUUUAUUGAUGAUCGUCCAUUAAGUACUCGUUUAAUUGAACGAGAUUUUUCAUGUCCAUCACUUGCAUGGAAUUGGGAUUUUGAUGAUCCAUUUUUUUUUGAUCGAAUUCGUUGGCGUUUUGAAAAUGAUUUUUUAAAAUUAAAAUCAGGAUUAGGACGUAAUAUGCCUAUUAUUUAUCAAACAUGGAAUAAUUCAUCAUCAAGAAUGAUACCUAUUCAAUAUACUCCAUCAUCAACUAAUCGUCAUCAUCAAUUAUAUAAAAAAACAGACAAUAAUGAUUAUCUAACAUCAAAUUUUUCUAAACAUCAUGAUGAAAAUUCUAUGCAACGAGAAAAUCGUAUUUCAUCUGAUGAUUGGCCAUCAAAACUAGAACCUCCAACUCGUAAGCGAACGAGUAUGACAAUAUAUGUUCGACAACCUUAUAUUGAUCAAAUGGAUGUACCUUAUUAUCGUCAAACACCAUUAACACCAACUUAUCCACAAUCAGCCAGAAUGGACUAUUAUUAA